Molecule: messenger RNA, 3038 nt
Organism: Rhincodon typus (whale shark)
Lineage: Eukaryota; Metazoa; Chordata; Chondrichthyes; Orectolobiformes; Rhincodontidae
Gene: alkbh2
Product: alkB homolog 2, alpha-ketoglutarate dependent dioxygenase
Exons: 4
Coding region: 188-1027 (279 amino acids)
Biological process (GO): DNA repair
Source: RefSeq, a predicted model, not a curated record
UUAAUUUAGAAGAAAGUUGCGCGUUGAUUCGCUGAUCCUGGAGACGUGCUGCGGCACAGGAAAUAGGAAGUAAACCUUUGUCAUAUGGUUUGGAGGAGGAGUUCAGUAUGAACUGGGAAGUGUCAAGAUUGUUAUUGAAGGUGACUUCAACUCCACACCAUUGUGCUGCUCAGUGUGACCAGGUACAAUGAUGGACAAGUUUGUCAUCAGGCGAUCAAAGAACUCCGGUAAUCCCAAGUCAGAACAGCUUGAGGUCAAAAAGCAGACAGGCUGUGAAACAGUGAACAAUGCAACGGCAGAGAAUCCAAGGAAGAAACUGAAAAGUUGGGUGGGCGAAAGUGAAGGAACAGAACUGACACCCCUCUUAAAUGAGCAAGGCUUGCUGAGAGAUGUCGACUGUUCUUGGAAGCAGCUGAGAGCGGAGGGACUGAAUUGUGAUUAUACCAAAAUAUUCACCAAAUCAGAGGCGGAUGACAUAUUUUUGCAGUUGGAGAAAGAGCUGGAGUAUUUUUCAGGUGAACAGACCAAAGUGCAGGUGUUUGGGAAAUGGCACAAUAUUCCACGUAAACAGGUGACUUACGGGGACCUUGGCCUGACCUACACUUACUCAGGAGUGACCCUGACCCCUAGACCUUGGCUUCCUGUGCUGGAGAUGAUCAGAGCCCGAGUCAUGCAGGCUACAGGACACACGUUCAACUUUGUGCUGAUCAACAGGUACAAAGAUGGACAUGAUCACAUAGGGGAGCACCGUGAUGAUGAGAAGGAACUGGAGCCUCUCAGCCCCAUCGCAUCAGUCUCCUUCGGCUCCUGCAGGGACUUCAUCUUCCGUCAUCGGGACUCGCGGGGGAAAAGUGCGACGCGCCGCCUGGAGCCGGUGAAGCUGCUUCUGGGUCACGGCAGCCUGCUGAUGAUGAACUACCCCACCAACAUCUACUGGUACCACAGCCUGCCCGUCCGCAAGAACGUGCUGGGCCCUCGCAUCAAUCUGACCUUUCGCAAGGUUCUGCCUCCCACGAAGGCGGACUGAGAGUGUUCCCCUCAGCACUGAGUGAAGAUAAUUGAUUGUCAACUCUCUUGUCUAUCUGUUUCUAAAUUCUCUCCCUUUUCCACUCAACUUACUGGGCUUAGAUCUGAUGUCAGCAGCAGCUCUGCUGCUACUUUAACCCAUCUGUCUCGUGGAUGAGGCCCUGUCUGGGGAUCCUUUCGUACUGCCUUGAAGGAGGGCAGGGAGCUAUCCCCACUGUUUCACUCAACAUUUAAUCCUUCAAACAACAUCACAAAAAUAAUUACUCGGUCACUCCACCGUUACUGACAGUGGGAUCUUCCUGUGUGUAGAUUGGCUACCCCUUUUCCUGCACAGUGACUGCGCCACAAAACCACUUGAUAAACCAUGAAGGACUGUGUGAUGUUCUGAGGCUGACAGAGGUGCUUUAUAAAUGUACGGCUUUUGUUUUAGUUUUGUGGUAGGGUAGCCUUGAUAGUAAUUGUCCGUUGGUACAUUAGUUAGAGGGCUUUACAGCUCUUAGUCAUGACAGUCAUCUCCUAAUGCUACAGGCACUUGAUGGAGGGGACAUUGAGGGGAAAACUGCCUCCCCCACCCACCCCCGCACUAACAGAAAUCAAUGGGAGCAUCCCAAACAAAGACUGAGUCAAGGUCCUAACUCUGUAUUCGUAGGACUGGGUUGAUAUUGGGCAGCAGUUGGUCUUAUACCAAUAAAAAUUGUGUUAUCGAUUUUUUUUUUUAAAUAAUCUGGUCCCUCUUAACAACUUUUGAGAAUAUUUUUAUAGCAGGAACUGAUGAGACCAAUAACAGCACAUGACUCAAACGCAUUAAUUAUCAAUGUGGAUUAUUUUGAGGGACUCCCAUUGACUGUGAUCAAGUAGAACGGUAGCGGACCUCCCUAGUAGUCUUUUAUUUUUAGUUUUACAUAUUUCCCAAUCAGCCUGUUCAGUGAUGUUAUUUACACAUCUCUGGAGUAGGUAAGGCUUGAACACAGGCCUCCUAGCCCAAACACAGGGACGCUAACACUACACCACAAGAGCCCAGUGUAGCAGUUUUAAAUCUUUGUGCCUGUUUCUUUUAAUGCAUGAGAUUUCAGUGGAAAACCAUCUUUGUUUUGCAGACGUUUCAUUACCCUGCUGGCUAACAUCAUCAGUUCAGUUCAACGGACACCAGAGUUUAAAUAACAGACAGAAAAACACAACAGCCCUUCAUCGGAGGCUGCACCCUAGCGGGGUAAUGAAAUGUCUGCGGAACAACAACAAACCAGCUCGGCGAGCCAACCAACCACAACCCGAGCUACAAAUCUACUCUAAAGCUUUAGAAACCAGCUUUAGCACCAGCUGCUGUAGAAUGGGAAUGUCAGUGUCCUAUCUGUGUAUGCAUUUUACAUAAGAAUUACACACUGCUGUAACAUUAUCUUUUAUUCUAUGCAGGCUUAAUCCCUGCCCAGAUUAACUCUAAAUUCUUAUGGAUGUUUGCUACUCUAUAAUUUAUACCCUGUUGCCUUGUGUGCUUUAGUAUUCAGUUUCGCUUUGGCUUCUCAAAGGAAAUUUCUGCUCCAACCAACUUCUCCUGUCUCAACAGCACCAUUAGAUGCAUAUUAGCUCCAGGCACGAGGCCACGCCCAGCCUGUAGAGAACACCUGAGGGAGCCAUCAGAUAAUGCUACGUUACUAACAUAGCCACUUGCCAUACAAACGCCUCUGCCCCUUUGCUACUCUUUGCCUGAAGAAUGCCGAUUUCCCUAAAUUAUGCUGAGUUUUAACCUAGCGAGAUCUAUAUUGUCUAUACAUGUGUCCUUCCCAGCACAGUUUUCAAGUGAGAACUGUUGAUUGCAUUUUGUUCUGAGGAGCAUGAUGACAAAUGGUGGUUGUGGUAUCUUAGUGCUCUGUAAGAUUAUAUUCCACAUGAGCAUCAAAAUUUAGCAAUCAAGCCAAGAAUGGUUUUCUUAAUGCAUUACAAAAAAAAGUGCAUUAUUGAAGGACACAGCUGGCUACAGCUUGUUAAAUUACAAUAAACAAGAUAAUUUAUUUUUC